AUGACAUUUUUCAAAACGCGUUCUGCUGUUUGGACACUAAAGAUCCGGCAGGCUGCGCGAACAAACAGAAUGGCGUCUGAGGUUUCGAGAUAUAUCCAUGAGCGCCUGUUCGACAGCGUACAGGUGGUACUGUUCACAGACGUAAUGGCCGAAUUCCAACUCUCCAGCGGACGCGCCAAGGCCGAAAUGUACCAGUUUUACCGCACCACCUCAUCGAAGGUGAACUGCGUGAUAGUGUGCUGCUACGCGGGCGGCGUUGUCAAGGUCGUGGAGGAGCUCGGGACGUUCGAGCGCACGGACGACCUGCUGGAUGCAUUUAUCUACGCAUUCAACCCAAUGCAGCAAUUUGCGCCCGUGAACGCACUUGCUCGUCGGCCCGUGGGCGUAGCCAACUGCUUCGAGCUGCGCGUCGAGGAGCCGCAGGUCGUCGCCUCUCAGGCCGAGGAAAGCAAACCCCAGCAGCCGCGCGCCGCGGCGAACCGUGCGCACACCGUGCCACAACGCGCCGCGCCCUCUGCCGUCAAGCAGAAGGCCAGCGGUGUUACAAAGACUGGAGGCCUGCGAUCGACAGCGCUUCUGCAAAAGAUGCGCCAGGAGCGCGAAGAGCGUGAGCGUGCCCGCCACGAGGAGCUGCAGCGCCGCAAGCAGGCGCGCGAGGAGCAGCUGGCCAACGAUCCGCAGCGGAAGCGCGAAAUGGAGGAGCUAGCGUCGAUUUUCGACAGCGACGAAGAAGAGCACACAGCAGGCCAGCAGCCCUCGAGCGAGCCACCCAGUGACACUCGAGCUGAUUCUGAGCCCGAACCCCAGCCCGAGCCGGAAUCGCAGGACCGAAACACCGCCGCUGCCGCCGGCCGCGAGCCCAUCAGCCAAGCAGAGCUCGGCGAACUGCUGGAAACCACCGCUGAGGAAUCGCUGAUCGAGACAGCCCCGCCCCCAGCGGCUCCUGUAGAUGCCGAGCCCGAGACCUACGUCGACGAAGAAGGCUACACUGUCACCAGAAGACCCGCGCAGCGCGCGUCCUCCACCCCGAGCAAACGCGCGCGCAGCUCGCCAAGGGCUGCGGCGCCGGCCUCCACACCACAGCAGUCCAAGAAGCGCAAACAGCAGUCACUCAUGAGCUUCUUCAGCAAGCGCAAGUAG
Messenger RNA from Lachancea thermotolerans CBS 6340, 1140 nucleotides. It is a transcript of the gene POL32, whose product is annotated as DNA polymerase delta subunit POL32. The transcript has a single exon. Gene Ontology annotation, biological process: DNA replication. The coding region runs from base 1 to 1140 and encodes 379 amino acids. The record is from RefSeq and is a predicted model, not a curated record. Lineage: Eukaryota; Fungi; Ascomycota; Saccharomycetes; Saccharomycetales; Saccharomycetaceae. Gene Ontology annotation, cellular component: nucleus; delta DNA polymerase complex.